Molecule: messenger RNA, 1891 nt
Organism: Lactuca saligna
Lineage: Eukaryota; Viridiplantae; Streptophyta; Magnoliopsida; Asterales; Asteraceae
Source: the annotation of a GenBank genome assembly
UAUAUGUUAUAAGUUAUAACCGUUAUAAAAUUAUGUUUUAUUAAUUUUCCCCUUCUGUGUAACAUAUGUCCAACCCCCCUCUCUCUCACCUUCUAUAAAUAUAUAGACUGUACGCAUAUGUGUUGUGGUAUCGAUUCAGUUACACGUGAUGGAAAAUUUGGAAUGUUUUCGAAAGUGUUCACUUUGAUGAGUUUCAAAUCAAGAAAUGGUGCUUAAAAAUUCAUAGGAAAGUUGAAGAACAUCAAUGGCGUUUUCUUCUUUCUUUGUUGCUGUCAUCAUCCUCUCUUUCCCAUCUUCAAUCUUCCCUUCUCCAGAUGGCCCCCUCUAUGAUUACACUGCUUACACCCAGUGUAAACUGGAACCCGAGGAUCCACUUUACGAUGGAGGAAUUCUGAAAAAUGAAGCUGCAACAAUGGAAUUCAUUACGGAGGGUAACGGGACCAUGGUCUCAUGGCCUGCUUUCGUGUUGUCAAGUCUUGAUCCUUCAACCUUCUACAGUUUUUCCAGUUGGAUUAAGAUCUCCGGUUCAAAUUCAUCAUUGAUUACCGCAAGGCUAUCAACUGGAAAUUCUUGUGUAGGGACAGUUGUUGCACGUCAUGAAUGUUGGUCCUUCCUCAAAGGCGGAUUUUACAUAAAUUCAAAAUCAAAUCCCUCCCUACUCUACUUCCAGAAUUCUGAUGAUAAGGAGAUUACCAUAACAAUUUCUAGUGCAUCUCUGCAACCCUUUACUAAAGAGCAAUGGUCACUUCAACAACAGUACAAGAUCAACACCGAAAGGAAGCGUGCUGUCACAAUUCACGUGUCAGAUAAACAAGGAGCUCGGCUACAAGGGGCAGUGAUCCGUGUGGAACAAGUUUCAAAAGAUUUUCCAUUUGGAUCUGCUAUAAACAAUUACAUCAUUGGAAAUUUACCUUAUCAGAAAUGGUUCGUGGAACGAUUUAAUGCUGCUGUAUUUGAAAACGAGCUCAAAUGGGCUGCAACCGAGCCUAAACAAGGGGUUUACAAUUACACAUUAGCCGAUAAAAUGCUUGAUUUUGUUCGAGCAAACCAAAUUGUUGCUAGAGGUCACAACAUUUUUUGGGAAGACCCAAAAUACAUACCUUCAUGGGUUCUUAACCUAACCGAUCUUGAGCUAGAGCUAGCAGUGAAACAAAGAAUCACAAGCCUAAUGACAAGGGAUGUUAAAUCUACAGUCGACACUUAUAUUUCGAAAAUGAGGGAUUUGCAGAGAUUUGGAGUUUAUAUGGAUGGGAUCGGAUUGGAAAGUCACUUUGAAGUACCGAAUUUGCCUUUGAUGCGAGCCAUUCUUGAUAAAUUUGCAACUUUACAAAUUCCGAUUUGGCUUACUGAAGUUGAUAUCGCAAAUACAUUAGGCCAAGAUACACAGGCGACUUAUUUGGAAGACGUUUUGCGUGAAGGUUUCUCACACCCUUCAGUUAAUGGAAUAAUGUUGUGGUCUGCCUUGAAGCAAAAUGGAAAAUGUUACCAAAUGUGCCUAACUGAUACAAAUUUCAACAAUCUUCCAGCUGGUGAUACUGUCGAUAGGCUUCUAAAAGAAUGGCAAACUGGGGUUAUCAAUAGUCAAACCGACGAACAUGGUACUUUUAGCUUUUAUGGGUUCUUAGGAGAAUACACGGUCAUCGCUAAUUUUAGGGGAAAAACUACAAACUCUACAUUUUCAGUAAGUAAAAGUGAUGAAACAAGACAUUUUAGCAUUCAGAUUUGAAUUAUAAGCAUCAAGUCGCAUGUAUGUGCAUUAAUAGAAACAUGUACCAUACAUAUUCGUUAUGCAUUUGUUUCUUCAUACUAUUGUUUAGUUAAUAGUUAUCCAGAUUGAAAAUUGUUAUAGUUGGUACAAAGUAGUAAGAACAUUGCUAUUAUGGAAAAAGGU